ACCAUCAGAACCAUCUCUUAGCUUCUUCCCAUUUCUUCUCUUCCAUUCUUACAACAAUGAAAUUUAAAGCUUCUUCUUUCUUCUCAAGCUUUACAAUACUUCCAUGACUCCUCUAAACCCCUUUUCUCUUCUCCUUUUGGUGAGCUUCAUCUUCUUUGUUUCUACUCUUCCAUUAUCUUCAUCUAUUUCCUCUGUAGCCAUCUCUGAAACCUCAAAUCAAAUAGUAAUUUGUGCAUUAGUUUCACAAACUUACAUCAAUUGUACUAGCUCCAGUUGGGGAACUCAGAAUCCAAUUCCAUCUCCAAAAGCUUCACUUUCUGCAAUCACAGUGGGGGACGGAUUCGUUUGUUUUCUUAGGUACCCAUCACCAAUCUCUGUUACUUCCGUCGGUUGUUACAGAUUUUCCGGUGAAAAUGUUACUAAUUUAGCAUUCAAGAGAAUCUAUCGAGGACCCAUGCUCAACGAUUUCCAAUCCGGGAACUCACACGUCUGUGGGAUUGUCAAUGGAUCAGACAAUCUCGUAUGCUGGCAAUGGCAUGGAUUCAAUCCUCCCAAUGUUCAACACUUCAUAGAUAUCGCCGUCGGGGAAGAAUUCGUCUGCGGGGUACUGGAAUCUGGGCAAGUCAAAUGUUUCGGAACAAACAUGGAUGUCGUCGGAAAAGAACCAGACGGGAAUUACGGUUCCAUCGUUACUGGAUUGAAGCAAGCUUGUGCCAUUUCAAUUGAUGGAACCCUAGUGAAUUGCUGGGGUCAAAGGGCUAGAACCCUAACCGGAAAGUUCUACUCAGUGGCUUUGGGGGACAACCGCGGCUGUGCUCUGCUACCAAAUGAUACAAUUUCUUGUUGGGGAGAUCACAAGUUGCCGGAAAGCCUGAAAGGGCUCAGUUUUUUUUCAAUUACAGGGCAGAACAGAGUUUUUUGCGGCGUUUUGAUGCAUAAUAAUUCGUUAAUCUGCUGGGGUGGUGAGAAUUUUGGUUAUGGUGUGGUGAUUUUUCCUUUUGUAUUGCCUGGACCUUGUCAACCAAAUUGCCAAUGUGGAAUGCUUCCUGACUAUGGAAGAUUUUGCAGCCCAGGGUAUAUUUGCCUACCAUGCACUAGUUCCUACCGGCCAACCCCUUCAUCUCCUCCACCGGCGGUGGCACCGGCAUUUCAAGCUGCUCCGCCGGGUUCCUCUUCCGGUAGUAACCGGAUAGCCUAUUUGGUUGUUGGCAUUGUAGGUGCAGCCUGUUUACUUGCAGUGAUUGGGUUCUUCCUGUACAGAUUUUGCAGGAGAGAAGUAUGCAGGGUUCAUGAUUCAGGGAGAUUGGAAAGAACAGCAGAGACAACAACACCUCAACCAGGAGUACCUCAAAUCAAUCCUGAAGAACAAUCUGGGAAUCACUCAUUUUCUUUCACACCCACACAAGGUUCUAAUCUUGGGCAAUCUCCAAGACUAGAGAAAAGGCUAAGUCAAUUGGUUAGUAUGGGAAGUGGGAAACUGGAGGAAUUCACAUUAGAAGAGCUAAGAAAAGUGACUGAAAAUUUCUCUGAUGGCCAUAAGGUUGGCUCUGGAAGCUUUGGUUCUGUGUAUAGAGCGAUACUCGAAGACGGGCGAGAUGUAGCAAUUAAGAGAGCAGAGUUAUUGGCUUCAUCUUCUCCAUUAUAUGCAGGUAGUGUGAAAAGGCAAGAAGAUCAAGAUAAUGCAUUCUUAUCAGAAGUUGCAAACCUCUCUCGCCUCAAUCACAUGAACCUUGUUAGGCUUUACGGGUAUUGCGAAGAGGCGAAUGAGCGUGUGCUUGUCUAUGAAUUCAUGGUUAAUGGAACACUCCAUGAUCACCUCCACAGUUUCAUGGAUUCUUCACCAUUACAGUCAUGGGCAGCAAGAAUUAAGGUUGCCCUUGAUUCAGCUCGGGGGAUUGAGUAUCUCCAUACUUAUGCAGUCCCACAGAUCAUACACCGUGACAUCAAAUCCUCAAACAUAUUACUUGAUGCUUAUUGGAUUGCAAAGGUCUCUGAUUUCGGGCUCUCAAUGAUGGGGCCGGAGGACGACGAUGAAGAUGCUCAUAUAUCCCUUCGUGCCGCCGGCACGGUGGGUUAUAUGGAUCCUGCAUACUACAAGUAUCAACAAUUGACGCUUAAGAGUGAUGUUUAUAGCUUUGGAGUAGUGUUAUUAGAAUUGUUAUCUGGGUGUAAGGCUAUACACCGCAAUGAAGAGACUGGGCUACCAAGAAACUUGGUGGACUAUAUGGUGCCAUAUAUAGCUAGAGAUGAAGUACACCGGGUGCUUGACCGGAAAAUGACAGCGCCGACGCCAUGUGAGAUCGAAGCUGUACAAUAUGUUGGGUAUAUUGCCGCCGACUGCGUUGUGCCAGAUGGGCGAGAUAGACCUACCAUGACUGAGAUUGUAGGUAGCCUUGAAAGAGCCUUGGCUGCUUGUCUAGCAAACCCAAAUUUCUCAAGGUCCACAACUGGUUCAAUCAUAGAAGAAGUGUAAACAUUUAUGGUCGGAGCCUCGUGCACUAGAUAUGUCUUUUUGUAUAAACAUAUGGCAUUCAUUCACACUUGUUAUAGCUCAUUUAAAAAAUAGAGAAGGUGGACAAAGACCCACCUAGCCAUUUUUGUCCAUAGAUUUUUUUUUUUUCUUUCUUCCUUUUAAUUCGUUGACUGAUGCUAAAUGUAUUAUUUAAUUGUAUUUUACCAACCAUACAAGAAAAAUACAAUUGUGCUGAUAACGCUUUUGUGAGA
Messenger RNA from Macadamia integrifolia, 2724 nucleotides. Its product is annotated as serine/threonine-protein kinase-like protein CCR4. The record is from RefSeq and is a predicted model, not a curated record. The transcript has a single exon. Gene Ontology annotation, biological process: protein phosphorylation. Bases 104 to 2473 code for a protein of 789 amino acids. Gene Ontology annotation, molecular function: ATP binding; protein serine/threonine kinase activity. Lineage: Eukaryota; Viridiplantae; Streptophyta; Magnoliopsida; Proteales; Proteaceae.